Camelus dromedarius (Arabian camel) is the source of this 5443-nucleotide messenger RNA. It is a transcript of the gene ZRANB1, whose product is annotated as zinc finger RANBP2-type containing 1. The transcript has 11 exons. Gene Ontology annotation, cellular component: nucleus; cytoplasm. The record is from RefSeq and is a predicted model, not a curated record. Bases 254 to 2458 code for a protein of 734 amino acids. Gene Ontology annotation, molecular function: cysteine-type deubiquitinase activity; K63-linked polyubiquitin modification-dependent protein binding. Gene Ontology annotation, biological process: protein K29-linked deubiquitination; cytoskeleton organization; cell migration. NCBI's taxonomy places the organism in Eukaryota, Metazoa, Chordata, Mammalia, Artiodactyla, Camelidae.
CGGCUCGUCACCGCGGGCUGCUCGGGGAGUCGCCGCCGCCGCCGCGGCCGCCGGGCGCCGAGCCUCGGACGGGGAGGAGGAGCAGGAGCUGGAGGAGGAGGAGCCGCCGCCACCGCCAGGAAUAAGCUAUUCACAGUUAUACAGCACCACUUACCACGUUUUGCAGUACCUCCUGAGGAAGUCAGAAUCUGAGCCAGCAUGAAGCCUGAAUCUGGUCUUUGGUCUGAUUUAUAAACUUUACUUUUAUUCUAACAUGUGCAAGGUGGAGGUUAUAGCAUGGAAACUAAAAUCUUACUUCCUGCCUGACAUAACUCACUUCAAGAAGUGCACAAUGUCAGAACGUGGAAUCAAGUGGGCUUGUGAAUAUUGUACGUAUGAAAACUGGCCAUCUGCAAUCAAGUGUACUAUGUGCCGUGCCCAAAGACCUAGUGGAACAAUUAUUACAGAAGAUCCAUUUAAAAGUGGUUCAAGUGAUGUUGGUAGAGAUUGGGAUCCUUCCAGCACCGAAGGGGGCAGUAGUCCUUUGAUAUGUCCAGACUCUAGUGCACGACCAAGGGUUAAGUCUUCGUACAGCAUAGAAAAUGCAAAUAAAUGGUCAUGCCACAUGUGCACAUAUUUGAACUGGCCAAGAGCAAUCAGAUGCACUCAGUGCUUAUCCCAGCGUAGGACCAGGAGUCCCACAGAAUCUCCUCAAUCCUCAGGAUCUGGUUCAAGACCAGUUGCUUUUUCUGUUGAUCCGUGCGAGGAAUACAAUGAUCGAAAUAAACUGAACACAAGGACCCAGCAUUGGACUUGUUCUAUUUGCACAUAUGAAAACUGGGCCAAGGCUAAAAAAUGUGUUGUUUGCGAUCAUCCCAGACCUAAUAAUAUUGAGGCAAUCGAGUUGGCAGAGACUGAAGAGGCUUCUUCAAUAAUAAAUGAGCAAGACAGGGCUCGAUGGAGAGGAAGCUGUAGCAGUGGUAACAGCCAAAGAAGAUCACCACCUACUACGAAACGGGACUCUGAGAUGAAAAUGGAUUUUCAGAGGAUUGAAUUGGCUGGUGCUGUUGGCAGCAAGGAGGAACUUGAAGUGGACUUCAAAAAACUAAAACAAAUUAAAAACAGAAUGAAAAAGACUGAUUGGCUAUUCCUCAGUGCUUGUGUGGGGGUUGUAGAAGGUGAUUUAGCUGCUAUAGAAGCGUACAAAUCAUCAGGAGGAGACAUCGCCCGUCAGCUCACGGCGGAUGAAGUGCGCUUGCUGAACCGUCCUUCUGCCUUUGACGUUGGCUACACUCUGGUGCAUCUGGCUAUCCGUUUUCAGAGGCAGGACAUGCUAGCAAUAUUGCUUACAGAGGUGUCUCAACAAGCUGCAAAGUGUAUCCCGGCAAUGGUGUGUCCUGAACUGACAGAGCAGAUCCGGCGGGAGAUAGCUGCCUCUCUCCAUCAGAGAAAGGGCGAUUUCGCUUGCUAUUUUCUGACUGACCUUGUAACAUUUACAUUGCCAGCAGAUAUUGAAGACUUGCCUCCAUCAGUCCAAGAAAAAUUAUUUGAUGAGGUGCUUGAUAGAGAUGUUCAAAAAGAGUUAGAAGAAGAAUCUCCAAUUAUAAACUGGUCCUUGGAAUUGGCUACACGUUUGGAUAGUCGACUGUAUGCACUUUGGAACCGGACUGCAGGAGACUGCUUACUUGAUUCAGUACUACAAGCCACCUGGGGCAUUUAUGACAAGGACUCGGUGCUUCGGAAAGCCCUGCAUGACAGCCUGCAUGACUGUUCCCAUUGGUUUUAUACUCGUUGGAAAGAUUGGGAAUCCUGGUAUUCUCAGAGCUUCGGUUUACAUUUUUCCCUGAGAGAAGAGCAGUGGCAAGAAGACUGGGCAUUUAUACUCUCUCUUGCUAGUCAGCCUGGAGCAAGUUUGGAACAGACUCACAUUUUUGUACUUGCACAUAUUCUUAGACGACCAAUUAUAGUUUAUGGAGUGAAAUAUUAUAAAAGUUUCCGGGGAGAAACUUUAGGAUAUACUCGGUUUCAAGGUGUUUAUUUGCCUUUGUUGUGGGAACAGAGUUUUUGUUGGAAAAGUCCGAUUGCUCUGGGCUAUACAAGGGGCCACUUCUCUGCUUUGGUUGCCAUGGAGAAUGAUGGCUAUGGUAACCGAGGUGCUGGUGCUAACUUGAACACCGACGACGAUGUCACCAUCACGUUUCUGCCUCUGGUUGACAGUGAAAGGAAGUUACUCCACGUGCACUUCCUUUCUGCUCAGGAGCUAGGUAAUGAGGAACAGCAAGAAAAACUGCUCAGGGAGUGGCUGGACUGCUGUGUGACUGAGGGGGGAGUUCUUGUUGCCAUGCAGAAAAGCUCUCGGCGGCGAAAUCACCCCUUGGUCACGCAAAUGGUAGAAAAAUGGCUUGACCGCUACCGACAGAUCCGGCCUUGUACAUCCCUGUCUGAUGGAGAGGAAGAUGAAGAUGAUGAAGAUGAAUGAAAAAAAAAUCAAAGAGCAGAAGACCAAGAUAUCAGCUCUGUGGUGACCCCAACGUUAGUGUGGUGCUCCAGGCAGAGCGCGGGGCGUGGGAUGAAGCGACUGGCAGGAUCUGCUCGGAAGAGUUUUUUUCUGAUCCACACCCACUGGAGGUUAUGCAUCUGCUGUGUGAGGAGACAGAAAACUUUGUUUGGACUACAGUUUGUAAAAACUAAUUUUAUUAAGACAGAACUUUUUUCCUUCCAAAUUGUAAAUCUGUCUAUAAAUGUAACGCAUGUGGUUGUGUAAGAAGUUGUGUAAUAGGAAAAGUUGUACCAGCAUCUUCAUAUUAUUGAGAAGUUGCUUCCAGCAUGGGCACCUCCAAAAGCACAUGGCAGGUGACUUUGUUCCUUUGAGAUGCUCUUUUUUAAGUAGAACCCGGCCUUCUACUUCCAUCUUAAAAGAUCCAUUUUACAUUAAGUCUCACUAGAGCUUGUUAGAGAUUUGGAAACUUUUUGUACAAAUUAUCCACAACAAAACGUAAAAAUAAAAACAAGCUUUUAUUUUAUUAAUAAUUUAGUUCCUGUCAUGCCCAAUAAAAUAAAAUCAAAUCUUUAAGGAACAAAUUGUAAGUAAAGCAAGGAUUUUUUUUGAGUGAACUUCACAUGGACAUCGUUCCCUUGUUUUGGAAAGGGUUUUGGUUUCUGCUAGUUUGUCUUUUUAAAGUUUGAUAUGCCCCUUUUCAGUAUUUGUAUUUAUUUGUUUGGAAGAGUGCCCUUAAAGUGAGGGUUCUUCUGCCUUACUCUGGCAGCAGGCUCGUCAUGAGGAGUUACUCUGUGGAUGUAAAUUAGCGCUUGGGGAGCGGGCCCACUUGCAACUGAAUGAAUCAAUCGUGUGAAAUUUGCUCACUUGACCCUAUGACAACUCCCAAGUUGCCAUGCAGAGGGAGGGUCUUUGGAUUCUGUCUUUUAUCAUCAACUCUGCUUUAAGCAAAUCGUGUUAGAAAGGCAUGCCUUUGCUUGGGCUAAUUGGGAAUAUCAGUUCAGUACAGAAUAAAGAUUUAAGAAUGCAGUAAGGUGGUAAGUGCAUCGUAUAAUGAAUUCUCAGUGAGUAGUCUGAGAAUUUUUGCAUGUUGGUUAAUUGUGGCCAUUCUUAUUUAAAGUUAAAACUAUAAUCUUAGGUAGAAAACUUUCUAUAAAGUAUUUGACCACUUCAGGUAUACAUUGAAUACUGGGUAAAAAUUUCAGACCUAUCUCAGGAACACAAAAAGACUUCGUGUCCUGAUAAGCACUUUGUAGACUAUUGGUGUGGCAAGGAAUUUGAAGACACACACACACACACUCACACACUCUUUUCUUCCCUCUGAUGAAAAGGCUGUGAAAACCUUUACAUAUUUGCUGCUGCUUCUAAGUUCUGUUUAGAUGGUAUUGAAACGUGCACAACUUCAGAUUUGAUGCUGGAAUACUAAAAACAGAAAAAUGCCUGUGAGAUGUCAUGUUUUUAGUUCUUUCUUCCCUCUGUGAACAUUGAAAGGUGUUCCCAGGAUGAAAGGAUCGCUUUUGCUGCAUGCUAACAUUUGCAGGAAAAAAUUUGCAAUUUGAUUCCAUAUAAGUGAAUUUUGAUACAUUAUAAUAAUGGUAUACAUUACUGUUCCAAGUGGUUAAUGUUUUCUUACAAAUUGACUCUGUCAAUUCUUUGCUUUCAUUUUGGACAGUAAUUAAUCAAGUUUUUAGAACGCUGUCACCUUGACUACCUAGCAUAGCAUAUAGCACCCGUAUAAACUUUUCUCCACAUGUAGGAAGGAUUCUCAGUGGCCAGACAUCCUCAUCCUGUACUAGUUGCUGUUAAGCAGAAACUACCCUCCCAAUUCAAGAAGCCAAAGAGCAGUGUUUGAGGGAAAAGCGUCUAGUUGCGAGGGUCUCCAUCAGUCCGUGGUGGCCAGAAAGCUGCAGGCUCGGUGUUUAGGCUCUGUGUGUUGUGUCUUGCUGAGCGGUGCUUCCCCUGAGGUGCCUCGUUACUUAUUUAUGGAUCAGCGACCCUGACCACACCUAGUUUAACAGGUACAGCAUUCUUCCCUGUGGGAAAGAACUGUAUGACUCCAUUUCCUAGGCUCCAGACAGGGAUGGGGCUUUAAAUGGUCUUCACAGCAGAUUGGCUGGUGAAAGCCAGAUCUGGGGGUGAGUCAAUGCUGUGUGAAGCUCUUGAACUAUCAAGCAAACAGCCAUAGUUGUUGUCCCAAGCUAGAGUGUGCAGCCCCUUCUCAGACUGUACGUGACGGGGUGACUGAUACUGUGUGUCUCGUGGUUGGCUCUGGACAGGACUACCUGAACUUCGUGGUUUUCUAGGGAGACUACGGUGUGGUGUUUUCUGUUCUAAUUAAAACCCAGGCGCACUGUGGAUUUGGACCUACAUUUUUGUUUCUGAUUCUUAGGCUUGUCGUGUCCCAGACAGAAUGUGUGUUCAGGGAAUCCUGCUGUGUAAGGUGGUUGGGGUCUCCUUUUCGUGUGUGUCAGCCCCUCGUGGAUUGCUGUUUGUCAGGUGGUUAUGAAGGUGAUAAUGAACCUCCCGCUCUGCUCCCUGGAGUGACAGGUCAGUAACCACGUGCUCCAUGACCAUACAAGUGCAGUGAUCUUCAUGUAAUUUUCAUGGGGGGGGGAUGGGACCACCACCUUAAGAUGAGGAGGUUGAUGCUUUAAGUUGCCAUGAACUUUUUUUUUCCUAAUUGGAAGAGGGGGUGGUGACUAAAGGAGUUCUGGACCUGGAAUUGUUGGGCUUAACUGGUAUUUGCAGCUGUCACUAGUGGUAAGGGGUUGAAUGCUAUUUAAAAAGGAGGAUCCAUUAAAUCAACUGAAAGUUCUUAACAUAUGGAAAUGGCUGAUGUUAAUUAUUUUGCAACAGUUCUUUGUAAAUAAUAUCAUUUAAAAAAAUUGAAAUUCACGUCCCUUCCUGCAUUGAUGCUUGAGCCAGGUAAUUUUGCUUUUGGGUAAAUUAAAAUCAAAACUUGACCAA